Messenger RNA from Urocitellus parryii (Arctic ground squirrel), 1133 nucleotides. RefSeq names its product SAGA complex associated factor 29 (gene Sgf29). The record is from RefSeq and is a predicted model, not a curated record. Gene Ontology annotation, cellular component: SAGA complex. NCBI's taxonomy places the organism in Eukaryota, Metazoa, Chordata, Mammalia, Rodentia, Sciuridae.
CAUAAAAGGAAAAAAAGCGUGUGUGGUUCUCGACGUGCCGCGAAUCUUCGAACGCAAGUGCGUUACUAUUCGCAGACUCUGAAAAAGCGUUCGCGGGACGCACCCACUGUCGCCGUCGCAAUUUCCAGCGCGACGCGUUUGUUCCGCUUGAGAUUCGGCACCUUAUACGCCAUGGCCCUCGUGUCUGCUGACUCCCGCAUUGCAGAACUUCUCACAGAGCUCCACCAGCUCAUCAAGCAAACCCAGGAAGAGCGAUCGAGGAGUGAACACAACCUAGUGAACAUCCAGAAGACCCAUGAGCGGAUGCAGACAGAGAACAAGAUUUCUCCUUAUUACCGGACAAAACUGCGAGGCCUCUACACCACCGCCAAGGCCGAUGCGGAGGCCGAGUGCAACAUCCUCCGCAAAGCCCUGGAUAAGAUUGCUGAGAUCAAGUCGCUGUUGGAAGAGAGGCGGAUUGCGGCCAAGAUCGCGGGUUUGUACAAUGACUCGGAGCCGCCUCGUAAGACCAUGCGCAGAGGGGUGCUGAUGACCUUGCUGCAGCAGUCGGCCAUGACCCUGCCCCUGUGGAUCGGGAAGCCUGGUGACAAGCCCCCACCCCUCUGUGGAGCCAUUCCAGCCUCAGGGGACUAUGUGGCCAAGCCUGGAGACAAGGUGGCUGCGCGGGUCAAGGCUGUGGAUGGGGAUGAGCAGUGGAUCCUGGCAGAGGUGGUCAGUUACAGCCAUGCCACCAACAAGUAUGAGGUAGAUGACAUUGAUGAAGAAGGCAAAGAGAGACACACCCUGAGCCGCCGGCGCAUCAUCCCACUGCCCCAGUGGAAAGCCAACCCUGAGACGGACCCUGAGGCCUUAUUCCAGAAGGAGCAGCUUGUAUUGGCCUUGUAUCCCCAGACCACCUGCUUCUACCGUGCCCUGAUCCAUACGCCCCCACAGCGGCCCCAAGAUGACUACUCGGUUCUCUUUGAAGACACCUCCUAUGCAGAUGGCUACUCCCCUCCCCUCAAUGUGGCCCAGAGGUACGUGGUGGCUUGUAAGGAACCCAAGAAAAAGUGAAGCUAACUGUCAGACCGGAGGUUUGCUACUGCCGUCCUCAUGGGAGAAGGCAAGAGAGGAUUUUCUGGGAUCAAAUAAAU